AUGGUUGGGCAGGGCCAUCCCCUCGGCGUGACGCCGCCGAUCUCCACCGCGUUGCCAACCGAUGCCGAGCAUGCGACCAACAAGACAAUGCUUGAAGAACUGAAGCAGCAAAAGACGUUUGAGUCACCGGCAGAAACACAAAAGAGACACCAGGUACUCGAGCAACUCCAAACCAUUUGCGAUGAAUUCGUCAAACAAGUGGCACGAAAGAGAGAGGAAGGCAGCGAAGCAUUAAUUAAAGAUGCCCGAGGUAGGAUUUUCACAUAUGGUAGUUUUAGGCUCGGGGUUUACGGUCCUGGGUCCGAUAUCGAUACUCUUGUUGUCGUUCCCAAGUACGUCACGCGCGACGACUACUUCGAAAUCUUCCCGGGCCUUCUCCAGAAGAUGACACCAGCCGACGCCAUCACCGAUUUGGCCGUGGUAUCUGACGCAUUCGUCCCCAUCAUCAAGUUCGAGUUCUUCGGCAUAAGCAUCGAUCUGAUUUUUUCGCGAAUCGCCAGCCUGAAGCAGCUUCCCAAAGACCCGCAAUGGAGUCUUGCAGACUCCAACCUUCUCAGGGGUCUCGACGAGCGGGAGCUUCGGUCCCUGAAUGGCACACGUGUCACCGACGAGAUAAUAAACCUAGUACCUGAGCCCAGCACCUUCCGGCUUGCUCUGCGAGCAAUCAAACUCUGGGCCCAACGCCGAGCCAUCUACGCCAACAUUAUGGGCUUCCCCGGCGGUGUUGCGUGGGCCAUGCUCGUGGCUCGAGUCUGCCAACUGUAUCCAAAGGCCACCAGUUCCGUCAUUGUUAACAAGUUCUUCCACAUCAUGAGGCGGUGGCCCUGGCCGCAACCUGUCCUCCUCAAGGCAGUCGAAGAGGGGCCUCUACAGGUCCGCGUUUGGAACCCAAAGCUGUACCGCGGCGACCAAUUCCAUUUGAUGCCCAUCAUCACACCCGCGUACCCGUCCAUGUGUGCAACCUUCAACAUUACCAAGUCGGCCAUGACGGUUAUACAGCGCGAGCUGCAACGCGGUUGCGAAAUUACAGACAACGUAAUGCUUUCCAAACGGCCGUGGGGCGACCUCUUCAUCAAACAUACCUUCUUUACCUCAGGGUACAAGUAUUACAUUUCCGUUGUUACAACCAGCACCACCAAAGAGGCGCACAAAAUAUGGUCUGGCUAUGUUGAGUCCAAGGUUCAGGAAGGUAGUUUACAGUAUCUUGCCGGGCAAGAGACUACAGAGACCCCCAACCCCGAAAUCGUGGUUGCAAAGACCGAAGGCGGUCUUGCCUUAGACGGCUUACCAUUGGAUGGAACUACGGAGACGGGAACCGAAGCCAAUGGAACUGGUGAAGGGGUCGAAGAAGAGGUGCAGACAUGGCCGACAAACGUUUUCACUACCACUCACUACAUCGGUCUCGAGCUGGGCGAAGGCGCGAAAUCACUUGAUCUUUCCUAUCAAGUCGACAGUUUUAAGCAACUAUGCGGCCAGUGGGAGAAGUACAGCGCAAAACUUAACCAUUUAACGGUCCAACACGUUCGGAACUUCAAUCUUCCCGACGAUCUCUUCGAACCGGGCGAGAAGAAGCCGCAGAAGCAACAGAAGAGAGCAGCUGGCGCCAACGGCUCGGCGCAGACGAAGAAGCGCGGCGCCUCGGAGCUUUUGCCAAUGCUCUGGCAGGGUAGGGAAGAUAUGGUUUCCCACGGAAGGUUGUGGCGCCGGGUAGUGGUCCACAACCUGUGA
Messenger RNA from Verticillium alfalfae VaMs.102, 1728 nucleotides. Its product is annotated as Poly(A) polymerase pla1. Gene Ontology annotation, molecular function: RNA binding; poly(A) RNA polymerase activity. The record is from RefSeq and is a predicted model, not a curated record. Lineage: Eukaryota; Fungi; Ascomycota; Sordariomycetes; Glomerellales; Plectosphaerellaceae. Gene Ontology annotation, cellular component: nucleus. The coding region runs from base 1 to 1728 and encodes 575 amino acids. The transcript has 7 exons.